Messenger RNA from Chrysoperla carnea, 812 nucleotides. Its product is annotated as nucleoside diphosphate-linked moiety X motif 8. The record is from RefSeq and is a predicted model, not a curated record. NCBI's taxonomy places the organism in Eukaryota, Metazoa, Arthropoda, Insecta, Neuroptera, Chrysopidae. Gene Ontology annotation, molecular function: coenzyme A diphosphatase activity. Bases 90 to 812 code for a protein of 240 amino acids. The transcript has a single exon.
GAUAGCUUUAAUUUGUCAUGUGGAAGGGUGUUAGUUGAUUUAUAUAAUACAAAUAAAUUAUGAAAAAAAAGUUAUAAUAUUUAUUAAAAAUGAUUAGAAUUAAAUAUAUUUAUACAAAUAUCAAGGUUAGUUCACGUAGUAUUGCAUCAUUUACCAAUGAGGACAUAUUAAAUCCACAAAACAAGAGACGAUGUAUUAAACGAUUCACUGCGAUACGAUUGCAAAAGAAAACACUGCACUUACCGACACAAAAACGCCAUGCUGCUGUAUUAGUUCCAUUAUGUUACGUAAAUAAUGAAUUGGCGCUACUGUACACACUACGAGCAGCCGAUUUAAAAUCGCAUCGUGGACAAAUUAGUUUUCCUGGCGGUAUACAAGAUUAUGGGGAUAAAACAUUUAUAGAUACAGCGUUACGUGAAACAAAUGAAGAAUUGGGAAUACCAAAGGACGAAGUUGAAAUAUGGUGUCAAUCUAAAACAAUUGACACUCCAUCAAAAACUAGUGUUACACCCGUUGUAGGUUUAAUUAAAAAUCCAAAUAUUUCAGAACUUAUUGUUAAAAAUCCCAAAGAAGUGGAGGAUUUUUUCUUUGUGCCUUUAACCACUUUAUGUAAACCAGAAAAUUGUAGGUAUACACAAUUUAGACGAAAUUAUUCAACUCCUGCGUUUCUGGGAGCACCGAGAAGAAUAUGGGGUUUAACUGCGAUAAUUACACAUUUAUUUUUGUUAUCAUUAAUGCCUAAAGAUUGUUAUCAACAUGUUAUCAAAUUUACGCCCACUAUAGAAUUUACGUAUGAAAAAAAGAAAAACUGA